CCGGUUUGGUGCUACAGGCAUUCACAACUUCACAUCACAGAGAAGAAGAAGUCUACCUUUACAAGGAAGAAGCUACAGAGAGUGAGCUAGCAGCUAUGUAUUCAACAGUCGUCUUUUGCCUUCUCGCCUUGAGCGGCACACUAGCCAUGCCUGUUACAGACCAGGCGAACAGCACUCAAGCGGUAACGGAAAAUAUUCUAAACGCCACCGAAGCGCAAGACGUCACCGUGCAGCCAAUAGAAGUCAACGUUACAGAACAGGUCGACGCAUCGCAACCGACAACAACACAGUCCACGCCAUUGGUCACUGACGACAACGUAGUAACGAAUGCAUCUACAGCGACCGAAACAGUCGUGAUUGAAACGACUACCGAGUCACCAAAGUUUACAUGUGGAGGAAAGGCCGCCGGUCUGUAUGCAGAUCCGGACAACUGCUACCAGUAUUACGAGUGUGUUGAGGGCUUCAGCACCGCGUUCCUCCGACUCUGUGCGCCGGGAGGACCCGUCUUCGAUCCCGCCAAACAGCGCUGCGACUGGCCGGAGAAUGUGCCCGCUCCUUGUGGGACGAAGGUUAGGAACGAAGGAAGUAUCCGAGCUAGGUCCAGUCUGAUGGCCAGGAGUUCUUCCACCUUCACCUGUACGGGGAAGCAGCCGGGCAUGUACGCCGACCCUGCCGACUGCUCCAUGUACUACGAGUGUGUGCUGGGCCACCCCGUGUACCACCGGCCCUGUGCCCCGGGAGGAACCGUGUAUGACCCCGCCAGUCUUAGGUGCAUGUGGCCCCACGAAGUGUCCGGUCCUUGCGGGACACUGAGUGCAAAUCUUUUGACUGACCAGACCUCAGCGAACGUUCCUGCUCACGAUGUCCCCGUCCCCUCCACCUUCACCUGUACGGGGAAGCAGCUUGGCAUGUACGCCGACCCUGCCGACUGCUCCAUGUACUACGAGUGUGUGCUGGGCCACCCCGUGUACCACCGGCCCUGUGCACCGGGAGGAACCGUGUAUGACCCCGCCAGCCUCAGGUGCAUGUGGCCCUAUGAAGUGUCCGGUCCUUGCGGGACACUGAGUGCAAAUCUUUUGACUGACGAAACCUCAGCGAACGUUCCCGCUCACGAUGUCCCCGUCCCCUCCACCUUCACCUGUACGGGGAAGCAGCCGGGCAUGUACGCCGACCCUGCCGACUGCUCCAUGUACUACGAGUGUGUGCUGGGCCACCCCGUGUACCACCGGCCCUGUGCUCCGGGAGGAACCGUGUAUGACCCCGCCAGUCUUAGGUGCAUGUGGCCCCACGAAGUUUCCGGUCCUUGUGGGAUAAGUGCAAAUCUUUUGACUGACGAAACCUCAGCAAACGUUCCCGCUCACGAUGUCCCCGUCCCCUCCAUCUUCACCUGUACGGGGAAGCAGCCAGGCAUGUACGCCGACCCUGCCGACUGCUCCAUGUACUACGAGUGUGUGCUGGGCCACCCCGUGUACCACCGGCCCUGUGCCCCGGGGGGAACCGUGUAUGACCCUGCCAGGCAGGAGUGUAGGUGGCCAUACGAAGUGUCCGGUCCUUGCGGGACACUGAGUGAAAAUCUUUUGACUGACGAAACCUCUGCAAACGUUCCUGCUCACGAUGUCCCCGUCCCCUCCACCUUCACCUGUACGGGGAAGCAGCCGGGCAUGUACGCCGAUCCUGCCGACUGCUCCAUGUACUACGAGUGUGUGCUGGUCCACCCCGUGUACCACCGGCCCUGCGCACCGGGGGGAACCGUUUAUGACCCCGCCAGGCAGGAGUGCAGGUGGCCAUACGAAGUGUCCGGCCCGUGCCGAGCUUACACCGUACCAGCCAUCCAGACCGAAACAUUUUCUUGCGCGGGGAAGGCGCCCGGUCACUACCCCGAUCCUGACAGCUGCAGCCGGUACUACGAGUGUACCCUGCUCAGCAGUGAGCCGUUCCACCGGGACUGUCCACCCGGAGGCCUGGUGUUUGACGCCGGGAGGCAGUACUGCACCUGGCCGUGGAGCGUGGCCGGACCCUGUGGGGAUUACGGACAGUGAGGGAAUAUGCGCAGAGUUUCGGGACCCGUCGAAUAAUCUCAGCUGGACUGAGGCCUUCGUCAUACGAAGAAGUGAACUAAUAUUGUCUAAAAUUCUAAGUACAAAAAAAUUGCCUUUUGUAUAUUUCAUUCGUUCAUCAUAUGUAACAUGAUACCAUAAUUACUUUUUUUUAAAUACGUGUGCAAUAUCCUGGGAACAUUUGGUAGUUCCUAUAUGUAUUCUUUAGUUGUCUGUACUGUACAGUAUUUAUGGUAUGAAGAAAUAAAGACUGAGAACUGCAAA
This is a messenger RNA of Branchiostoma floridae (Florida lancelet), 2321 nucleotides long. RefSeq lists its product as uncharacterized. Gene Ontology annotation, cellular component: extracellular region. The coding region runs from base 96 to 2039 and encodes 647 amino acids. Gene Ontology annotation, molecular function: chitin binding. NCBI's taxonomy places the organism in Eukaryota, Metazoa, Chordata, Leptocardii, Amphioxiformes, Branchiostomatidae. The record is from RefSeq and is a predicted model, not a curated record. The transcript has 10 exons.